Messenger RNA from Nylanderia fulva, 1302 nucleotides. RefSeq names its product putative glutathione-specific gamma-glutamylcyclotransferase 2. The record is from RefSeq and is a predicted model, not a curated record. Lineage: Eukaryota; Metazoa; Arthropoda; Insecta; Hymenoptera; Formicidae. Gene Ontology annotation, molecular function: glutathione specific gamma-glutamylcyclotransferase activity. Gene Ontology annotation, cellular component: cytoplasm. Gene Ontology annotation, biological process: glutathione catabolic process.
UUAGACGAAUAAAAAAAUAUUUGAUUAUCAUUUCGACUAACCCACGAGGACGAGAUCCUCUAGGCAUCGUAUAGCGAGGACGUUCGUACGUGACAGUCUGGAAAUCAUCAUGCUCUCGCAUUCGGUGGAUAAUUCGGUGAAUUAUGUUGCGGCACUGAAAGGCGAUCCUGUCAUUCGAAACGUCAGACGGAGUCCGCACUGGCGUGCGACGUAAUUUUUCUUAUCGUCGACGAGAAAGCUGUCCCACGCGGACAUUACAAGCGAGCAUGUGGGUGUUUGGUUAUGGCUCUCUGAUAUGGAAAGCGGACUUUCCUUACGAGAAGAAACUCGUCGGUCACAUCAGGGGAUAUAUUAGGCGCUUUUACCAGAAAAGCACCGACCACAGAGGGGUGCCUAACAGACCGGGACGUGUAGUGACAUUGCUCGCUUCUACUGAUGCCAAUGACAAGGUAUGGGGAGUUGCAUACAAGAUAUCCACGGAGAACAUAGACAAUGUGGUCAAUCAUUUGGAUUUUCGAGAGAAAGGUGGUUACAAGAAGAAAACCGUCCUUUUUUAUCCCUGUGAUUUCUCUAAAUCUAUCCAAAGCAGCUCAAACGCCAAUGUCUUUUCGAGUGAUCUCACGAGCAUCUCGACAACAUCUUUGUCAAUCACUUCGAAUGAAGCACCAUUCUACCUCACCAUUUACAUAGGUGAAGAAGAUAAUCCAAAUUUCGCUGGUACAGAGAAUAUAGAUAUCAUUGCGAAUCAUAUACUGGUUUCGCGUGGUAUUAGUGGUUCCAAUACUGAAUAUCUCUACAAACUAGCAUCCGCCAUGCGUACAAUAGCUCCUGGUGUACAAGACGAACAUCUGUUUGCUCUGGAAAGAGCUGUAAAACAACUGGAAAAGGAAAGAGAUAAUGAAUCACAAGAAUUAAAUCAAUUUUCGUAAAAAUUUAUGAUAUAAAAUGGUGUAUUGGAGUGUAGUAAAAAUAUGGUCAAUUGCAUCAACAAUUUUUCCAAACGCAUCUAAUUUAAUUUUCUCUCUAGAGCUUAUAUAAAGAAUUAUAUAACAAAUAUAUUAGUUCUUUUAUCAUAUGAUUAAAGCUUAAUGGUAAUUUUAAUUAAAGUUAAUCAGUCGAGAUUGUUGGUGCAAUUGUCUGAGAAAUAAAAAGAAACGUCAACAUUGUGUGCAUUGUCUAAAGCAAUAAUGUAAUAGGAAAAUUUAUAACAUUUUAAUUAAAAUUGCUAACAUGAGCAUUUUUGAUCAUCAAUGAUGAAGAAUAAAUUAUCUUAUUAACAAAAUAAAUCAUAUUUUCAUACGA